AUGCCGGCCCUUUUCUGCCCGUCCGUCCGCGGUGCACUCCGGUGGACGCUGCGCGGGUCGAUUCGGAUUCGAGUUUUCACCACGUUGACGCGACGCGUUCCGAGGACGCGUCGCGCGUGUGGGGCCAAUCCCAGCCGUGUUCCUGACGAUCAGGAUGUCAUCCAUGAGCCUCUGAGGUCAUCCUUACGACUCACGACGACCGAAAUGAACCUGCAUUGGGCGCCCGAAGGACUCGCUUUGGGCCUGAUCUGCGCCUGGCUUAUCGCCUAUCGUCAUCGGAGAAUAUCCCUCGGUACGGCCCUCCUUCUAUGA
Penicillium lagena is the source of this 312-nucleotide messenger RNA. RefSeq lists its product as uncharacterized. The transcript has a single exon. The record is from RefSeq and is a predicted model, not a curated record. Bases 1 to 312 code for a protein of 103 amino acids. NCBI's taxonomy places the organism in Eukaryota, Fungi, Ascomycota, Eurotiomycetes, Eurotiales, Aspergillaceae.